Seriola dumerili (greater amberjack) is the source of this 2739-nucleotide messenger RNA. RefSeq lists its product as uncharacterized. The record is from RefSeq and is a predicted model, not a curated record. The transcript has 16 exons. Lineage: Eukaryota; Metazoa; Chordata; Actinopteri; Carangiformes; Carangidae. The coding region runs from base 356 to 2590 and encodes 744 amino acids.
ACGUUUCUAUUGAGAAUAAAUCCUUUUUGCUGUUGUCUUUCAGAUUUUUGCUUUACUUUGAAGAGCAGGAGUCUGUUUCCGGUGAAUCUGUCCGGUUUGAUGUCGCUGAGUUACCGUUUUCUUUUGAACAUUUUCGCAUUCAACAAACCUCCGUGAUUAACGCUGACUGUGGGAUGCUGGACACGAUUACUAACUUUCGAGAAACACAAAAGUGAUAUUUUACAUUUGUUUUUAAAUGUUAUCCAGUAUAUUUAUUUGUCGUCACGAGCGGAAUUUCUUGGCUAAAAUAUAGUUUAAUAAGCUAGCUAACGUUAGCUUAACUUUAAGUAACUUGUCUUCCCGUUCACAAACAAACAUGUCGGAGGACAACAUCACCUUGUAUGACUUGUUAAACUUAUCCAUCGGGACACCUCAGCAGGGAGCUGUCAACUUCAGCGCCCUCCACGCCCUGCUCCACGCCGUGCUGAAGCACCUGGGUAUCCGGGAGAUGAGGAUCCGGUGGACUGACUCUACCCCCGGCGACGCGCACACCGACGCUCUGAUGGGUGUCACCGGUCCCGGACAGGACCGGCACACAGAGGAGGAACAACUCCAGCUGGAGGGAGACAUGAAGCACGACGUUCAGCCCAGCAUCGAACUGCUGCAGCAGCAGAUAACCUCCUCCGCCGCAGACGAGUCAAAGCUCCGGUCCCGCAUCCAGACCUGCGAGGAUGGUGUGUCCAAGGCCAUGAGGCUCAUACAUGAGCUCCACAACCAGAAAGACAAUCUGAAGGAUGAGAUUAAGGAGCUGCGCCACCAACAGAAGGCGGUCGGUGCUGAGGCAGAGACAAUCACUGCAGUGGAGUGCCACCGUGUGGACGCCCUGGAGGAAGCAGUGGGAUCUCUAAUGGACACAUAUCAGAAGUAUCCAGACCCAGAGGAGCUGAGUCGGUGUGUGACCUGGGACGUCAUGCAGUCAGCUCUGCUCAAUGAGGGAGAAAACCACAAGGACUCUGUCAGGACAGCAGCUCCUGGUUUUCCAGCGACUUCUGGAGAGAACUUGACACUUCAGGGAGACCUGGGCACUCAGCCAGCCACAGAGACCUCUUUGGUCCUGUCAGGGCCACCUCAGCAGACUCAUCCUAAAACAGGCCGUGUGGCUGCUGGUUUGUCCCUGUCUCUAUCGGCCAGCAACUCAGAGCGCUACUCAGAGACGGUGGAGGCUCUGAGGAACAUUGGCAGACUGAGGGAAAACUUCAACAAGCUGGAAGCUCGUGUGGCAGCGCUGGAGAAAGGAAAGGUGGACCAGACACAGCUGGAUCAGCUCAGAGAAAUCAUCAGCGAGCAUGGUUCUCAGGAUGUGACUAAUAACCUGAUGGAUCGAGUGAACGAGCAGAGAGCUUUAAUAGAUGGCCUGAUGAGCGACCGGGAAAAGAGCGUGGAGCUGGUGAACGAUGUGCAGAAGGUGAUCCUGCAGCUUCAAGCCGAGUGUGAAAAACUGCAUGAAACAACCAGGUGUCUGCACGAGGACAACACACAGAAACAGAACCACAUAGAGGAGCUGUACAAGACGACAGAGGAGCUGGAGGAGAAGAAGGCUGACAAGCAGAUGGUUGAGAGUGAAAUUAAAGCAGAUAAAUCUGCUCUGGACAGCAAAGUGAGCCGACUGCAGUUUGACUCUGCGACGGAGCAGCUCAACACCAUGUUCCACGAGCUGCAGAACAAAGUGACGGACCAGGCACAGGACUGGCACAAAGUCAUCGACAAACUCUCCACUGAGAUGGAGUGUAAGCUGGUCAGGAUGGAGUUGGACUCUGUGAAGAAGCAGCUGGAAGACUGCAGGAAGAAUAUUCAUGAGAAGCUGCAGUCUCAGGGAGCUCCAGAGAACGACGAUGCUGCUGGUAUCAGAAAACAGCUCGUGGACAGAUUUCACUGCCUCUCCUGUGACCGACCUGUUGUCAAGCAGACCCCCGGACCGCAUUUGAUGACGCUUCCCUCCACUCCUGGAUUCCCCUCGAACAAGUCCAUCAGGCCGUUCACCGUGUAUGCUCUGGAGCAGUUUCGACAGCACUACAGGAGUGAGCGCAUCGCUGAGCUGGCGGACUACAGCCACCUGGCCGUGUCGAGGAGCUGCGGCGGGAGUCACACAGUGACCUCAGCCAGCCAACGGCGCACUGGCCUGCAGUACAUGAAACACCACAACCAGCCUGAGGGGGACGGUGUCAUUCAGUCGGAGGAGGUCGAUAUCAUCGGACUGGAUGGGCACAUUUACAGAGGUCGCCUGAACCCCCCAGCCAUCAGAACCACGGAAACUAAACUACCUACAAUCUCUACCAAAGACGUGACGGCCGGCUUGUGCAAGAUUAAAGACAAAGCCAAAUGCCCCCCGUCAUACAAACCCACGACUUCUCCAGAGGUGGGGCACAACGCUCCACUUCAUCACCCCCACAGUCCUAAGACUGCCCAGUGCAGCCGCUCAGCCUCCAGCAGCUCGGGUCGGGACUGGCCGGUGUCGGCUCUGGGCUGCACGUCUCAGAGCUCCAUCACUCAAGCUUCAGCUGCAGCAGACAGCAACACAGAGCCUCAGGACAACCAGCAGGCCGACCUGUAGGAGGCGACAGAGAGCUCUGCACUGUGUCUGAUAAGUCAUUAAAGCCGUUUCAUGUUACUGAUUCAAUGCUGGUUAAUGACAUGUUUUUGUGCUACACCUCCCAUAAAUCACCUGUCAAAUACUUUUAUAUAUUUUUGAGUUCUGUGAUC